Molecule: messenger RNA, 3084 nt
Organism: Euleptes europaea (tarantolino)
Lineage: Eukaryota; Metazoa; Chordata; Lepidosauria; Squamata; Sphaerodactylidae
Gene: OSBPL5
Product: oxysterol binding protein like 5
Exons: 22
Coding region: 5-2674 (889 amino acids)
Biological process (GO): phospholipid transport
Cellular component (GO): cytosol; membrane; intracellular membrane-bounded organelle
Molecular function (GO): sterol binding
Source: RefSeq, a predicted model, not a curated record
GCUCAUGCCUUGCUGCACAAAAACCCCCACAACUCAUGCCAUGAAGGAAGAGAAUUUUCUUCGGCGCAGGUUCUCACUCUGCCCUGCCUCAUCUACUCCUCAAAAGAUUGACCCUCGCAAGCUGACCCGAAACCUGUUUUUUGGGGGCGAUAAUGAGAUCUACCCACUCAGCCCAGGGAAAGACAUGGAAGGAAACACGAUGUCCAUGUUGAAGGAUGAGAUUCCUCAGACACCGAACUCUAUUAAUAAGACUGAGUACAAUCUCUGCAAUGGGUCUGAUAAAGAGUGUGUAUCGCCUACUGGAAAAAACAACAAGAAAGAGACUUUGAAGGUACAAAAGAAAAAUUAUAGGCAGGAGAAGAAAAGAGCCACCAAGCAACUCUUCAGUGCUUUGAAAGAUCCCAGUGUGGUCAUUAUGGCAGAUUGGCUGAAGAUUCGGGGAACUUUGAAAAGCUGGACGAAGUUGUGGUGUGUCCUGAAACCUGGAGUGCUGCUGAUCUAUAAAACGCCCAAGGUUGGGCAGUGGGUGGGGACCAUCUUGCUUCAUUCCUGUGAGCUGAUUGAGAGGCCCUCCAAAAAAGAUGGCUUCUGUUUCAAGCUUUUUCACCCUCUGGACCAGUCAAUUUGGGCUGUGAAGGGUCCAAAGGGAGAGAAUGUAGGUUCCAUCACACAGCCUCUUCCAAGCAGUCAUUUGAUCUUCAGGGCAGCUUCUGAAUCAGAUGGGCGAUGCUGGUUGGAUGCUCUGGAACUGGCCUUGCGUUGCUCCAGCCUGUUCAGGCUUAGUGCCUCAAAGCAGGGAAAAGAUGGUGACCUGAACUGCUCAACUGAUUCUUCACCUGCGGGGCUGUACAACCUACUGCACACAGCUACGAUAUCAGACCAGGAACUUUUCCAUCUUAAUGAAUCCGCUUUGGAAAACCAUCACCUGGAGAACGAUGCUUUUUCUGACAAAUCUGAAAGAGACAACAUAGAAGAAUCUGAGAACGAAAUGCAUGAAAACAGCCGGAAGACGAACGAGAGUGAGAGUGAUCAGUCUGAAGUCAAUGGGGAGUUGUCCCAGGAAAAGAAAGGGACAACUUAUUUGGAACAGAACUAUGAAGAGUUUGGCGAGACUGGUGAAACUUCUCAAACAGAAACGGUGUCGGAUGAAAACAAGAGUCUGAUGUGGAUUCUUCUGAAGCAGCUGCGGCCCGGCAUGGACCUGUCGCGUGUGGUUCUGCCGACUUUCAUCUUGGAGCCGCGCUCCUUCCUCAACAAGCUUUCCGAUUAUUACUACCACGCUGACCUACUUUCCCAAGCUGCUCUCGAAGAAGAUCCGUAUUGUCGAAUCAAGCAAGUCUUGAGAUGGUACCUGUCAGGCUUUUAUAAGAAGCCAAAGGGAAUUAAAAAGCCAUACAAUCCCAUUUUGGGAGAGACCUUUCGUUGCUGUUGGUUUCACCCACAAACGAAUAGUCACACAUUUUACAUAGCAGAACAGGUUUCUCAUCACCCUCCUGUAUCAGCCUUUCAUGUCAGUAACCGGAAGGAUGGGUUCUGUAUUACUGGCAGCAUUCUAGCCAAAUCCAAGUUUUAUGGUAAUUCACUCUCAGCGCUAUUGGAUGGGCAAGCUAAGCUUACUUUUCUAAGCAGUGGAGAGGAGUAUGUUAUUACUAUGCCAUAUGCCCACUGCAAAGGAAUUCUGUAUGGUACCAUGACCAUGGAGCUUGGAGGGAAGGUUACCAUUGAUUGUGAGAAAAGCAGUCACCGGGCAGAACUGGAAUUUAAAUUAAAGCCCUUCUUCGGUGGCAGCGCAAACAUUAAUCAAAUCUCGGGGAAGAUUAAACUGGGAGAAGAAGUACUGGCAAACCUUGAUGGACACUGGGAUGGAGAAGUAUGUAUAAACGAGCUGAAAAAUGGCUGCACAGAGACGUUCUGGAACCCAACCAGUGAAGUCCGAAAGCAGAGAUUGAAGCGUCACAUUGUGCUGUUUGAAGAACAAACUGAAUUUGAAUCAGAGAGACUUUGGCAGCAUGUAACAAGCGCAAUCAGCAAAGGAGACCAGCACAAGGCAACUCAAGAGAAGUUUGUGUUGGAAGAAGAGCAGAGGAAUGCAGCAUGGGAACGGAAGGAGAAUGGAACCGACUGGAAACCCCUGCUCUUCUGGCAGGACCCUGCCACAAAUGAAUGGCACUACAAAUAUGAGGAUUUAAGGCCCUGGGACCCUUUGAAUGAUAUUGCCCAGUAUGAGAAAGAUGGAAUACUUCAAACCAUGCAGAGGCACUUAUCCAAUCGAAUGUCAACUCACAAAAACAUGUGCAUCAGCAACCAAGUUGCAAGAUACAAGAGGUCUGCAAAUGAUUGUAGGCGGCGUAAAGCCAGCGAUCAACCGUCCAACAACAGCCAGAACACAGAAAGCAGCUGCUCAACACCAGAAUCUGUGCAGGGACAGUCCGAUGAUGAUGGUUUUGAAAGUACUCAGUGUGGAAAAGAAAGCAACCAUCUGAAAGAAAUCCACACUGCAGUCUUAUCCCUCCAGAGAGCCCAACAAGACAUACACAGAAACCUCGCCGCUCUGAACAAAAAGUCUCUCUACAGGAGGGCUUCAUCUGAAAACCUCUUCCUGGACUCUCGCUGUUGGUUUCUUCUUUGCAUCUUUCUAACGUGUCAGCUCUUCAUGAAUUACGUGUUCAAAUAAAGGCACUGAGCCUGGCGGCAAUAAAUGCGACCAGCUGCUGGAACGGGGAGGCUGAAAUGCAAGGAGCCCGCUUGUGGCAGCCAGCACUUUAAUACCUACACAGCACGGGGGGCAGAAGGAAGGAAGAAACAAGGUUAACCAGGGAACCUACAAGUUUUGUUCGUCAGAUUAUGUCAUUGCCUUUUUUACAUGUACAUCUACAAGGACCUCUUUACCUGUUUGGGCCUUAAUGCUAAAGCCAAAUGUAGCUUUAAUUGUGCAAUGUUGUUUUUCUAUGUCUCGUCCUUUUUUUCUGAUGCAAUUUAAAACAUACCAACCAGUAUUGGUGCCCCUUGUAACACUAUACCACAUCUACUUGGUUUUGUACAAUGGUUCCCAGUGGCUUGUUCUAUGGCUCUUCUGUGGGUGGG